Messenger RNA from Pomacea canaliculata, 2735 nucleotides. Its product is annotated as serum paraoxonase/lactonase 3-like. The coding region runs from base 1115 to 2245 and encodes 376 amino acids. The record is from RefSeq and is a predicted model, not a curated record. Lineage: Eukaryota; Metazoa; Mollusca; Gastropoda; Architaenioglossa; Ampullariidae. The transcript is spliced from 10 exons. Gene Ontology annotation, molecular function: arylesterase activity.
CAAAAUGGCGGAGCCAAUCCUUAAAGUCGCCUUUAGUGCCUGUGAACACUUCUGGUAUUCUUUCCUUUCUACUACCUGGGAAAGUGCGAUUUAGAAAUGUGCUGUUAGCAACACUUCUGUUCCUACUCCUGGAACUAGAGCACUGGCUAUAACAACUGCUGAACGAACCUUCGUCGCUACUGCUGCUGCUAUUUCUAUGUCCACUACACCUGGGGGACCUUUGACUCCUAAUCCUAUGUCUUUCCUUCCUGCUUUUAGUCACUUUCUGAGGAAACCAACUUUCUUUCUUAAGCACAAGGAUACCUAUGGACACACCGAGCGCAAACACCAGGGCACACAAAGCAGCCGUUAACAACAUGAUGAACACAGUGUGUGCGUAAAGAAAACGCUCCUACCUCUACACUCUACAGGAAUGUGACCCAGCAGCUCGGUGUCCAGUGAACACAGACAAGACCGGGCUGACACUCGACAGAAAGUCUCCGGGUCACGGCGCCAUGGACUUGUAGCCGGAGCCAUGCGCUUCCUCACUCAGGUCAACACCGUGACCCCUGGCGCCGUCAGUCCGUGAACGGCGUUCCUCUUUGGUGUUCCAGGGGAGAGGACGGGAGUUCCCAAGGAGAAUUUUCCAAUAUAAUUCUAGCUUUCGUUCGUAGGGUGUGUUGUCUUUUACCUCGCGCUGUGUUUUUUGUUUGCCAUCCACUACACACCCGCACUCAGCCGACCUUGCAGUCCACUGAAGACCUGCUUUAUUUGCCCAGACUAAAGUCUUUUCUUGGGUGUGUCAACUCCACGGAUCUUCACGUGUGUUCUGUCUGCUGUGUCACCACUACACGGACAACACAAAUCUCUCUCGCGCUAGUGGUACACGUUCACCUCACUCACACGAGAGGACACACUAGCAUUCGUUGGGACUAACACGCUCACACAGGGAAUCGACAGAGUAGGAGUAAGAAGUUGUUCCCUUGGAGCCAGAAGACCUCAAAGACUUGAGACUAGCCAGAGAAAGAAAGUAGAGAAGGCAGCACUGCCUGCAGUCAUCAGUCAUUGCCGACUGUAGAGCCUUAGUCAAGAAGGAGGGAGAUACAGAGGAAGAAAGCAUCAUCCAUUAUCAGCGAUGUCCACCCCACGAAAGUUGAUAACCAUUGCCAUCUUCGUCGCCGUACUCGGCGUCAUUGCACGUCACGCUGUCAAAAUGACAGUGAAAAUGGGCGUCUUCAGACAUUUCUAUCCACACUAUCCAGGAGAUUGCAAACCUGUAGAGGGUAUACAACUAGGGUCAGAGGACAUGGAGACUCUCUCAGAUGGACUGACCUUCAUCACGUCUGGACUCCUCCUGACGACGUCGGCUGCGGGGUACAAAGAACAUUACCGGCGUAACAACCUGGCGGGACACGUGUACCUGUACGACUUCAAACAACCCCAGCAAGGUGUCCGACAGCUCAAGAUUGUGUCCACGCCUCACCUGGACCGCGGCACAUUCGCGCCUCAUGGCAUCAGCGUAUGGGAGGACAAGAUCACAGGUCGCCACACAGUGUUUGUGGUCAACCACCCACAACGAGAGCCGCCAGUGGACACCAUCGAGAAGUUCACCUAUGACCCCGAGCAACAACAGCUGCUUCAUCAGGCCACGUUCUCCUCUCCCGAGAUGAGACUGAUGAACGACGUUCAGGCUACAAGUGACAACAGCUUCUACUUCACCAACUCGCACGCCAGCCAUUCCAUCUUGAGGAUUCUGCUGGAAGUGCUGCUGGACUUGCCCUGCACAAACGUGGUUUACUUUGACGGAAGAUUUUACUCUGUUGUUGCGGAUGGCAUUAGGUCAGCCAACGGUAUUUACAUGUCCCACGACCGGAGGUAUGUUUAUGUAGCCGCCAUUACUGGACAAGAGUUGUGGAUCUUUAAGAGGAACAACGACAGCUCUCUGACCGAACAGCAGGUGUAUCCAUUGUACUCGUCACCUGACAAUAUUAUUGUCGACCGUGUGUCGGGCGACCUGUACCUGGGCAGCCAUCCAAUCCUCUUCAAGCUGCUGCAGUUUAUGCAACAUCCGGGUUCCUCGGCUGCUCCUUCACAGGUACUACAUAUACGGGUGAAGGAGGGCCGGGUGGUGUCAGCACAGGAGCUGUUGUACGAUGACGGGGGACAACUGGCGGCGUCCUCAUCUGCCGUUGUCUUCAACGGUCGGCUGCUGGUGGGCUCCGUGUUACACAAACUGCUCCACUGUGACGUCACAGUUCCUAUGUAACGACUGCACACCAAGCGAAGAGAGCGAGUCUUUGGAUUGGCAUUCCAUUCCAUUUGUUGACAGUGAUUCCAGCUCUGCCUGCUACAAUGUUCACCUCCAACUUCUACGGUUUUCAGCAGACACGUGAUGCCCCCGACAUGGUGUACAGGCAGGAAGGAAGGAUGUAUACACAAGACCAAUGUUUAGAGCACAAUACUUUUAUUACAGCACAAUCCACACAAUGUGUCGAUGGAAGGUUUGGCAAGUGUGAGUGGCGAGGACAGAGCAGUGACUGUAUGUCAUGACACUAGGCAGUUUGUUAGUGUCAGUGUCAUGAAACUGUUGGUAGGAGGCAGAUAACUAUGUGAUGGAUUGCACCUUGACACCGCUGCCUCCUAGUCCUCUCCCUUGUCGAUCAUUGUAGUAUGUUUCUUACUCACCUGAGUUUACACUACCUGCUAAACAACAUCGACACAGCGAAUGUUGAAUAAAUUGUCUUUACAAAUAUAAA